Drosophila takahashii is the source of this 300-nucleotide messenger RNA. It is a transcript of the gene Eig71Ed, whose product is annotated as Ecdysone-induced gene 71Ed. The record is from RefSeq and is a predicted model, not a curated record. Lineage: Eukaryota; Metazoa; Arthropoda; Insecta; Diptera; Drosophilidae.
AUGCAUAUCAAAGCUAUUUUUGCCGUAUUAACUGUCCUUUUUCUGACCCUGGUCGCUGGACAAAAUCGUAACUGCGAUGAAUUGACCCGAAGGUGUGAACGCUGCGUGGAAGGUUUAAAUAAUCGAAAUGAUCGUGACCUGCCAGCCUUCAACAGGGAGUGCAGGGAGAAAACCCGAAGGACUUGGCGUUGGAGGAAUGUUGGACGUUGUGAGCUGACCAGACUAAACUGCUUGGGAUCGGAUCGACGUAUGAAUUGUAAUGAUAUCGCUGAGGUCGCUGGCAUGCAACGUAUUAACUAA